Lineus longissimus is the source of this 1926-nucleotide messenger RNA. Its product is annotated as FMRFamide receptor-like. Lineage: Eukaryota; Metazoa; Nemertea; Pilidiophora; Heteronemertea; Lineidae. The record is from RefSeq and is a predicted model, not a curated record. The transcript has a single exon. Gene Ontology annotation, molecular function: G protein-coupled receptor activity. Gene Ontology annotation, biological process: G protein-coupled receptor signaling pathway. Bases 144 to 1139 code for a protein of 331 amino acids. Gene Ontology annotation, cellular component: plasma membrane.
UACAUUUUCACACCCCAACACUUAAAUGUGAAGAUCAUACACAAGCCUGGAGACACUUUGGGUAUGUGCAGAACCACUUGGAAACAGCUUGUUUGGCCAUCAACAAAUGGUCUGAUCAUUGCUCCGGGAUCGAUGCGCAGAUUAUGAAGGAGACGGCGAUCACUGUUUUACGGCUACAUCUGUCCACUGCUGACACUGCUACUGUCACAGGUAAAGAAGAAGACCUCAUGACAACCCUGACGUUUUGGUUUUCCCUGUACGCCCCUCUUGGCAUUCUUGUAGUAGGUGUCACCGGUAAUGUUCUUUCAUUCCUUCUCCUGUCUCAAAACCAGUACAAGUCAUCAUCUACAUGUUUUUACAUGAAAGUACUGGCGAUAUUUGAUUCCAUAUUUCUUAUCACAUGGACAACUUAUGACCAUUUCAAAAUAUGGACCAACCCGUUUCUUGAGUCGCGAACAUUCAUUUGUGCACUUCUGAAUUCUUUGAAGCGGGCCAUCCCAGCGGUUUCGUCCACUCUUCUCACCACGAUGUCAGUUGACCGCUUUCUGGCGGUAGCUGUACCCCUAAAGGCUAGGAGUUGGUGCAACGUUGGCAGGGCUAAAAUAGCAACUAGUCUAAUUAUUGGACUACUUUUAGCCAUUCAUGUACCCAUACCUUUCGUCAGGUCCUACAAAACUCUUGAAGAAGACUGCCAGUUACAAGGCUCAGUUUCACAAUGGUCACAUCUGUACGCCAACUUCAGACUCGUCACAACUUUCUACAUACCUUUGAUUGUGCUAUUCAUAUCCAAUUUGUGUAUCGUUUGCUUCGUAAAGAAUAAUAGACGCAAUAUGCAGAAACUUCAAGGGGUUGACGCGGGCCAAAACACGCAGCAGGAAGGCCACAUCACGCUCAUGUUACUUGCAGUGACAGCUAGCUCAUUCGUAUUCCUCAUACCAUUCCAAGUAGCGAGGUUAUACUACCGCUAUGCCUUCACGGGACCUAUUACUCAGAAAUCAAGAACAGUCUUUGAUUUUAUCAGUUCCUUUACUGGAUUUUUUCAGUAUUGUAAUUAUGGAAUGAAUUUCUAUGCGUACACCUUACCCAUUGCAAAGUUUCGGCGAGAAUUACAGGUUAUGAUUCGAUGCUAUAAAAAAUGAACUGUACAUUGAUAUGGACAAAAUACAACAUCCCCGCGAGAGCAGUUUGACAAAACUGACUCAUAAGGUUAUGAAGAAGGUGUCGUAGCGAAUAGCUCGGAAUGUUCAGCCUGCGCACUCCCUAAAGAUGCAACCCUUUAAAAAAGCCAAAUUAACCAUUAACAGUGAUUAUCGUGACACGUUUUGCUUUAAUGAUUGUUUUGCGUGACAGGUUAUGUGGCGUAAAGUUUUGCGUUGCCAUGUCAUUGCAGGACGAACAGAAAGCACUGUUGCUCAGGGUAAGCACAGCAAUGAAAACAACAUAGGGGUGAUCGGUGUGGGGCGUUACCAAGGAAAGGUAACAUCAUAAAGCAAGGAUUUAUGUGAGAACGAACUACUGGUGUUUACGAGUUGAUGGCUAUUUCUACCAUAAAUAUCGUGGUUGGUCGACAUAAUUAUAAAAGAGCUGACCGGCGACUUUACCCGGAUCCAACUCGGCGUGCACUGCAUUCAUGUAUAGCUGGCCUGCUGUGGUAACAUUGUAUUGUAUAUUUUCUGUUGACUGACGGCGUGAUGCCUGCCGGUGUCAGAAUAUGGGAGUUUUUCUAUUACCGUGUCCGUUAACAUGGUCAAAGUGUCCAACAGGAGCUUCAUCCCGUGAGUGAUCAAGUCAACCUGUGUAGAGCUGGUGGCUCAUGAUCCAAUGAUACUGCCAUUCGUGACCCCAGAUCGGCCAAUAAUGCGCCACCCGUUCGUGCUGCCUGUCUGGCUGGUGUUCAAAUGAGGGGCAGCAGCAGCCUCACCAUGU